Molecule: messenger RNA, 3273 nt
Organism: Colletes gigas
Lineage: Eukaryota; Metazoa; Arthropoda; Insecta; Hymenoptera; Colletidae
Gene: Mtr4
Product: exosome RNA helicase MTR4
Exons: 10
Coding region: 78-3140 (1020 amino acids)
Biological process (GO): RNA catabolic process; maturation of 5.8S rRNA
Cellular component (GO): nucleus
Molecular function (GO): ATP binding; RNA helicase activity; RNA binding
Source: RefSeq, a predicted model, not a curated record
GGGUGUAAAUACUAACCUUUCACAUGUGUGAAUUUUUUGGUGUUUGUUAUUAUUUGUAAAUAUAAUCUGUCCUUAAAAUGGCUAAUUUUUCUGAAGACUUGUUUGACGUUUUCGAAGAAACAGAUGAUGUAGUAGAGGUAAUUCCAGCCCCAGUAAGACAGAAGGAUUUCCAGAUAUCAUUGAACGAAAAAAAAACUGAUCCAGAGAGUGGGACGAAACGAGACUUGGAAACUGAUGCUAGUGAAAUAAUUUCUAAAAAAUUACGAUUCGAUCCUGUCUUGGAAGAUAUAAACGUAGAAGAAUUGGCACCGCGUAUUAAAAUACAUACUAUAGAGACGAUCGAAUCGUGUACGCACGAAGUUGCAGUACCACCGGAUUAUCAAUAUGUACCAUUGGAAAGUAAACAAAGCAAAUCAGCUAAGGAAUAUAAAUUCGUGCUAGAUCCUUUUCAGAAGGAAGCAAUAUUAUGUAUCGAAAACAAUCAAUCCGUUUUGGUUUCUGCUCAUACUUCGGCUGGUAAAACUGUUGUUGCGGAGUAUGCCAUAGCAUGUUCGUUAAGGGAUAAGCAAAGAGUGAUUUAUACAACUCCUAUCAAAGCAUUAAGUAAUCAAAAAUACAGAGAAUUUUUUGAGGAAUUCAAGGAUGUUGGCUUAGUAACCGGAGAUGUUACAAUUAAUCCAACAGCCAGUGUUCUUAUCAUGACUACUGAAAUCUUAAGAAACAUGCUUUACAGAGGAUCCGAGGUAAUGCGUGAAGUCGGUUGGGUAAUCUUUGACGAAAUUCAUUAUAUGCGUGACAAAAGCAGAGGUGUCGUAUGGGAAGAAACAUUAAUAUUGUUACCAGACAAUGUGCAUUAUGUAUUUCUUUCCGCUACUAUACCUAAUGCACGGCAAUUCGUAGAGUGGGUAGCACAUUUACAUAAACAACCGUGUCAUGUUGUUUAUACAGACUAUAGGCCGACUCCUUUACAACAUUAUAUAUUUCCUGUUGGUGGGGAUGGAAUUCACUUGGUUGUAGAUGAAACGGGACAAUUUAAAGAAGAAAAUUUCAACAGAGCAAUGGCUUGGUUGCAACACGGCGAUCCUGCUAAAGGAGAUACAAAAGGUCGUAAAGGAGGGAUGCGCUCCUCAAAUUCUGGACAUUCGAAUAUUUUCAAAAUGGUGAAAAUGAUCAUGGAAAGGAACUUUGCACCUGUAAUUAUAUUCAGCUUUUCAAAAAAAGAUUGCGAGGUUUAUGCGAUGCAAAUGGCUAAAUUGGAUUUAAAUACAAUAGAAGAAAAGAAAUUAGUGAAUGAAGUUUUUAAUAAUGCUAUGGAUGUUCUUAACGAAGAAGACAGGCGCUUACCGCAGGUUGAAAAUGUAUUACCACUUUUAAGACGUGGAAUAGGAAUUCAUCAUGGUGGACUUUUACCUAUACUGAAGGAAACUGUCGAGAUAUUGUUUGGCGAAGGGUUAAUAAAAGCGCUCUUUGCGACAGAAACUUUUGCAAUGGGAUUAAAUAUGCCAGCGCGAACAGUUCUAUUCACAGCAUCGCGAAAAUUCGAUGGCAAAGAUUUUCGUUGGAUUACAUCUGGUGAAUAUAUUCAGAUGUCUGGUCGAGCGGGCAGAAGAGGUCUAGAUGAAAAAGGAAUAGUAAUAUUAAUGAUAGAUGAACAAGUUAGUCCGGUAAUUGGCAAAGCGAUUGUACAAGGGAAACCAGACCCCAUUAAUUCAGCAUUUCACUUGACUUACAAUAUGGUUUUAAAUCUUCUAAGAGUCGAAGAAAUUAAUCCGGAGUACAUGCUUGAAAGGAGUUUUUAUCAAUUCCAAAAUCAAGCCUCCAUUCCUGAUUUAUAUAACAAGGUAAAAGAAUUGCAAGCGGCGUAUAAUGCGGUGGAUAUUGAUAAGUAUAAUCAAAUAUCGUCUUACCAUGACAUACGUGAACAACUCGAUCGUCUUUGUACCGAAUUUCGAUCUUUCUUGACAAAACCAGAAUAUUUACUUCCAUUCCUACAACCUGGAAGGCUAGUAAAAGUGAAAAAUGAGAAUGAAAUGUUUGAUUGGGGUAUUAUUGUAAAUUUUAAAAAGAAGAAUCCUACAAAUCCGACAAAAGAAAACACUGCUAUCAUUAUAGACAUUUUACUCCAUAUUUCUAAAGAGUCUAGCAAAGGAUGUCCAGUACCUUGUCGCGAAGGAGAAGAGGGUGACAUGGAAGUAGUCCCUGUUUUACACACACUAAUUUCACAAAUAAGUUCACUUAGAUUAUACUACCCAAAAGAUUUAAGACCAUCCGACAACAGGAAAAGUGUAUUAAAAACGAUACAGGAAGUAAAGAAAAGAUUUCCAGACGGACCACCGCUACUGAAUCCUAUUACAGACAUGCGAAUAGAAGAUGAAACAUUUAAAGAUGUCGUUAAGAAAAUCGAAGUAUUGGAAGAAAGAUUAUAUGCUCACCCUUUCCAUAAGGAUCCCAAUAUAAAUACAUUAUACGAACAAUUUUUGCAUAAAGAUGACUUAGCUAAUCAGCUUAAAGAAGCAAAGUUAGAAUUGAAACGAGCCAAAUCGAUACUUCAAAUGGAUGAAUUAAAAUGUAGAAAACGAGUGUUACGAAGAUUGGCUUAUUGCACAACGUCAGACGUUAUAGAAUUAAAAGGCCGAGUGGCUUGCGAACUAAAUGGAGCUGAUGAAUUGUUAAUGACGGAAAUGAUUUUUAAUGGAUUAUUUAAUACGUUAAGUGUACCGCAAAUGAUAGCAUUAAUUAGUUGUUUUGUUUGUGACGAUAAAUCGAACGAAAUGCCUAAAAGUACCGAGGAAUUAGGUGGCCCUCUAAGACAAAUGCAAGAUUUGGCCCGCAGAAUAGCGAAAGUAUCUACAGAAGCUAAUUUAGAAUUAGACGAAGACUCAUAUGUGGAAAGUUUUAAACCAUAUCUAAUGGAUGUUGUAUAUGCUUGGAGUAAAGGUGCCACUUUCUUACAGAUUUGUAAAAUGACAGAUGUAUUUGAAGGUUCAAUUAUACGAUGUAUGCGUCGUUUAGAAGAAGUUCUUAGACAAUUGUGUCAAGCAGCAAAGAACAUUGGAAACACGGAUUUAGAGAAUAAAUUCAGCGAAGCGAUUAAACUCAUAAAACGUGAUAUUGUCUUUGCCGCAUCUUUGUAUCUAUAAUAAAAUUUUUUAGAAAGAUUUGCUAUUAUUUAAAAUAUAUUUUUUUUAUUACGAGUUCCAUUUAUAUCUUUUACAAAUUAAGUUCUCUUUCAAUAUAUUUUGAAAUGCUCAUUGCAAUCAUGGUAACGAUAAA